Molecule: messenger RNA, 642 nt
Organism: Acanthosepion pharaonis
Lineage: Eukaryota; Metazoa; Mollusca; Cephalopoda; Sepiida; Sepiidae
Source: the annotation of a GenBank genome assembly
AUGUUUGUCUCGAAUAAGCAAAGCGAUAUUCUAUCUAUCAGCAGUUUUUUUUUUAUUUGUUCUUUAAUUUCUGCAUUCGUCUUUAUUUCUAUUUUUCUUUUUUAUCAUCUUCCUUUUUUUUUUUCAUUUUUCUUCUUUCUUUCUUUCUUUCUUUCUUUCUUUCUUUCUUUCUUUCGAACAAAUAAUCUUUUUUGCCGCUUAUUUUUGCUUUCUCUUUCUUUCUCUUUCAUUCAUAGUUACGUCGACAUCAAGAGUUUUAUAUUCGCGAUUGAAAAUACUGUUGUUCCUUUGUUUAUCGGCUCUUCUUGUUGCUCAAACCUUAUUAUUAUUAGUAAUAGUAGUAGUAAGAAGACGAGAGAGAGUAAAAGCAAUAUUGUUAGCUUCUUUUUCUUCUUUUCUUCUUUUUCUUCUUCCUCUUCUUUAUCUUUUUCUUCCUCUUCUUCUUCUUCCUUUUCUUCUCUCUUUUGUUCCUCUUCUUCUUUUUCUUCUUCUUUCAAUUUCUAUUUUCUUUUUCUUCUUCCUCUUCCCUUUUCUUCUUCUUCCUCUUCUUCUUCUUCUACUUCUUUCAUUCUACUUUCUCUUCUUCCUCCUUUUUUAUCAGACAUUCAAGAUGGGCGCCCUUUCCUAUCGGAUAUUCUGUGA